Molecule: messenger RNA, 1934 nt
Organism: Haliotis rufescens (red abalone)
Lineage: Eukaryota; Metazoa; Mollusca; Gastropoda; Lepetellida; Haliotidae
Product: proline-rich receptor-like protein kinase PERK1
Exons: 4
Coding region: 325-918 (197 amino acids)
Source: RefSeq, a predicted model, not a curated record
AACACUUCCCUGUGACACGAUCUGCCGCAUUAAAACCUACACACUUUUCCUGUUAACAUGUCAAGCGUAAAUGUGAACGUAAGGCUUAUUGAGUCGAUAUCGUAGGUUAACAAACAUAUACGCCCUGCCCUGUACUGAAUAACACAUUAUCACCAACGCUGUCGAUAGAAGAAUGAAGGAAGUGAAAACAUGUUUAUUGAAGCCAAUACAAACAACAACUGAGGUUCACAUUAUGUGUCAGGCAGGAUGAUGUUGCGGCUACAGUAUAUGGGUGUAUUUUCCUCAUCUACGUGAAACUGUGUGCCGACAAACUUGACCAAACUAAUGCAUACGGAUGGUACGAUGUUGUUUCUGUGUUUCCUCAAUGUCAUCGUCUUGGUCCCCGUGGCUGUCGCAGAGCCCUGCUACAAUGAGACAGCCGUUAACGGAUCAACUCCAGCAGACUGCACAAACUACACCUCGACGGCUGACUUUAACGCCUCCACAUUUGACGUCAACACUUCAACGCCUGACAUCAUCUCCUCAACAUCAGACACCUCCACAACGGACUUCAACACCUCAACACAAAACGUCUUGACAACGCCAGAUAACAGACCCUUGGUGUCUGACACAGGCCUCGCAACACCUCUGUGGCCGGCGUUUGUCAUAUAUGGAGGCAUCAUUGGCGGACUGUCCAUGGUAGUUUUUGUUGUUGCAUGUAUUUUCUGCGUGUGUCGGUGCUGCAGCCGAAAGACUGACGCUGAGGCCGUGGUAUCAACGUCGGUGCCCCUCACCUCCGUUGUCUCCACAAAAACAAAUGGAUUUGGUUCUGAUCCAACCAAAAACGUAACGCACCCCACAAGUUCAUCGGCAUCCUGGAACGUCCCACCACCUCCACCGCCGCCGCCGCCACCACCGCCGCCGCCACCUCCGCGAUAAUGCUAAUACUGAGUACUGCAUUUUUUGUCAAACAAGUGUUUUUAUCGAGCUUCAUGAGCAUAAAUAUCUUAAAUCAGAAAAUUACAUGGUCGGCCUAAAACAUUGCACUAAGUCACAUUUUUCCUUACAUAAAGGUUACCCAUGUAUAAGUUACGAGUUAUAGGAACAGAUUAUGAAAUGCUUUAGCAGCUCUCACACUUUGCCGAGGUGGUUGCCGAGCUCUCCCGAACUAACUAGGUUAGGACUCCGGAAGAGACUACAAAUAUUCGAGUAUAAUACGCGUGUGUUACGAGCCCCAUAUACAGGAGUCCAAUAGGAGUCCAACAUGAGUCUAAUAGGAGUCUAAUAGGAGUCUAUUAAGAGUUGCAUACGAGCACAACGAUCUCGAUACGAGCUGUACGAGUUUGGUACGACUUUGGUGCGAGGUGGCUACGAGCUGCUAAAUAAUUCGGCGGGAAUUUGUCACAUGAUUUAACAUGGAGGCUCGUAUAGCUCGUAUUAGACUCGGUCAACUCGGCAAUAAAUUUUGCAGACGAUCCUCAUACGAGUUCUGUACGAGCACCACGAGGUCGCCAUUUUAUUAUUAUCAUUAUUAUUGUUGCUGUUAUUAUUUUAUUUGUUAUUUAUUUUAUUUUAUUUUUUUUAAUCUUAUUUUUUACAUUUUUUUUUAUUUUUUAUUUUUUUAAUUUUUUUGGGUGGUAUUGCAGCAUGUACAGCAUGUACAAACGCAUGUACCUACAUUCAGAUUUCGGGGUGUCAAUCCGAAAAAAUAUGUUGGUCAGUUACAGAUUUGUAACAUCAGCUACCAGGUUGUUCGGUUGUAUUUGUUUCCUUGGGUAAUUUUCACCCAAAUUUGUUAUGCACUUGAUGCGGAAUAUCUCAUGACCUGAUAUUAUAUAUUUUGAAUGACUACAAUGGACUCAUGACUAUAGACAGGGUGUAGUCGCUUUUAUGUAAACAUGAUUCAUAGACAAUUCGAGGAAUGUCACUGCAUGCAAUAAAAAUCCUGUUGAAUA